This is a messenger RNA of Empidonax traillii (willow flycatcher), 3564 nucleotides long. It is a transcript of the gene PPP6R2, whose product is annotated as protein phosphatase 6 regulatory subunit 2. The record is from RefSeq and is a predicted model, not a curated record. Gene Ontology annotation, cellular component: cytosol; nucleus. The transcript has 24 exons. Lineage: Eukaryota; Metazoa; Chordata; Aves; Passeriformes; Tyrannidae. Gene Ontology annotation, molecular function: protein phosphatase binding; protein phosphatase regulator activity. Bases 214 to 3018 code for a protein of 934 amino acids.
CCAGCCCCGGGCCCGGCCCCCGCCCGGCCCGGCAGCGCCCGCGGCCAGCCCGGCACCGCAGGAUUGGAAGCUUGAGAAGGAAUUCACACUGGAUGGAAAACAUUUUCUGAAGCUGGGCAUAUUCCAGGAACUGUGACCCAAAUGUGUCUCUGUCCGUGGAGAAGAUCUCACGUUUGAAAUAACUUCUACUGAAGCCAGCCGUGUCCCAUCACCAUGUUCUGGAAGUUUGAUUUGAACACAACGUCGCACGUGGACAAGCUGCUGGACAAGGAGGAUGUGACACUGGAGGAGCUGAUGGACGAGGAUGACGUCCUGCAGGAGUGCAAGGCCCAGAACCGCCGGCUGCUGGACUUCCUGUGCCAGCAGCACUGCAUGGAGCAGCUCGUCACCCUCAUCACCCAUGAGCCCCCCCUGGACAUGGACGAGAAGGUCCGAUUCAAGUAUCCCAACACGGCCUGCGAGCUGCUGACCUCGGACGUGCCGCAGAUCAACGACAAGCUCGGCGGGGACGAGACUCUGCUCAACAUCCUCUACGACUUCCUGGAUCACGAGCCUCCCUUGAACCCUUUGCUUGCCAGUUUCUUCAGUAAGACUAUCGGGAACCUCAUUGCACGGAAAACGGAACAGGUGAUCGCAUUUCUAAGGAAAAAGGACAAAUUCAUCAGCCUGGUGCUAAAGCACAUCGACACAUCAGCCAUGAUGGACCUGCUGCUGCGGCUCAUCAGCUGCGUGGAGCCCGCGGCGCUGCGGCACGACGUGCUCAACUGGCUCAAUGAAGCGAAGAUUAUCCAGAGACUCGUGGAGCUGAUCCAUUCCAGCCAGGACGAGGACAGGCAAUCCAACGCUUCCCAGACCCUGUGUGACAUCAUCAGGCUGAGCAGGGACCAGAGCACGCAGCUCCAGGACGCCCCGGAGCCGGAUCCCCUUCUCACAGCACUGGAAUCGCAGGAAUGUGUGGAGCAGCUCCUGAGGAACAUGUUCGAUGGAGAGCAGACGGAGAACUGCAUCGUCAACGGGACGCAGGUUCUGCUGACGCUGCUGGAGACGCGGCGCUCCGGAGUGGAAGGACUGAUGGACUCGUACACUCAGGGAUUCGAAAGGUCUUACACUGUCAACAGCAGCAUCUUGCACGGGAUCGAACCACGGCUCAAGGACUUCCACCAGCUGCUGCUCAGCCCACCCAAGAAAUCCGCAAUCCUGACCACGAUCGGGGUCCUGGAGGAGCCGCUGGGGAACGCGCGGCUCCACGGCUCCCGGCUCAUCGCGGCGCUGCUCCACACCAACACUCCCAGUAUUAAUCAGGAACUAUGCAGACUCAGUACCAUGGAUUUAUUACUUGACUUAUUUUUUAAAUACACGUGGAAUAACUUUUUGCAUUUCCAAGUGGAACUGUCCAUAGCAGCUAUCCUGUCCCACUCUGUGCAAGAGGGAAAGCCCCCCACGAGCGACCAGGAGAGCAAAGAGGAGGCUCCGAACGGGAACGCGGCGCACGCGGAGCCUCCGGCCAACACCCCCGAGAACCUCAUGGUCACCCACCUGUUCCAGAAGUGCUGCCUGGUGCAGAGGAUACUGGAUGCCUGGGAAGCCAAUGACAAAAUCCAGGCAGAAGGAGGGAUGAGGAGGGGCAACAUGGGCCACCUGACACGCAUCGCCAACGCCGUGGUGCACAACAUGGAGAAGGGCCCCAUGCAGGCCCAGAUCAGCGACUUCAUCAAAGAGCUGCCUGAGGACUGCCGGGGGAGGUGGGAGAGCUUCGUGGAGGAGACGCUGACGGAGACGAACCGGAGGAACACGGUGGAUUUGGUGAGCACCCACCACCUGCACUCCUCCAGCGAGGAUGAGGACAUCGAAAGUGCUUUUCCCAAUGAACUUACUCUCCAACAGGCCUUCUCCGAGUACCAGAUCCAGCAGAUGACAGCCAACUUCGUGGAUCAGUUCGGCUUCAACGACGAGGAGUUUGCAGACCAGGACGACAACAUCAACGCUCCCUUCGACAGGAUCGCGGAGAUAAACUUCAACAUCGACGCGGAUGACGACAGUCCCAAUGCCUCCCUGUUCGAAGCCUGCUGCAACGAGCGGAUCCAGCAGUUCGACGACAACGAGGAGGAGGAGGACAUCUGGGAGGACAAGGAGAUCACCUAUGCAACCCAGGUCAAAUCAAGAACACGGUUUGGGGCAUCACAGACCUCGGAGGGCUCGUCCAAGAGCGACCUGGAGAACGGAGACCAUGACGGGAGCGUGGACUCGGAGGAGGAGGAGGAGCCCGAGCAGCAGCCGCCUCCCCCCUCGGCAAACAGCCCCAAGAGCAACAUUUCUGAGCAGAAGGACUCUGACACCUCUGAAGGGGCGGGGUGGACGGCGGUGUUCGAGCCCGUGAGCUCCAAGCCCCCCACGCCCUGCGUGGCCAUGGACGUGGGGUCCAGCGUGUGGGACUCGGCCGCCCCGGAGAGCUCCGCGCCCGAGGAGAAGGGAUGGGCCAAGUUCGCAGACUUCCAGCCCUUCUGCUGCUCAGAGUCAGGCCCUCGCUGCAGCUCCCCCGUGGACACGGAAAGCGGCGGCACCGGCGGGACCCCGAAGCAGGGCCAGGACAAGAACUUCAGCCCCGGCUCUCCCUGCGUGUGGAACGUGUGUGUGACGCGGAAGGCGCCGCUGGUGGCCUCGGACAGCAGCUCCUCGGGCGGCUCCGACAGCGACGACGACGACGACAACAACAAGGCCGAGCCCGGCACGGGAGCGGCGGGCACGGCCACGGGGCAGGACGGCAGCCAGCUCCCCGGGGAGGCCAGGAAGGACAAGGCUGUGACCUCCAGCGACGCCGACUCCGUGGUGGUUGAGAAAGUGGCCAUCGCCGACACGGGGUCGCCCAAGGCCCCCAAAGCCCUCAACAACGUGGCCCCACACUCAGAGGGGCACCAGAAAGUGGCCCCUGUCGUCACAGCCGUCACGGAAACGGCCACGAAAGACAGGAAAGAAGAGGCCUUGCCCUGUGCCGAAGCCACGUUGAACGGCCCCGCUUGAUGCCGCCGCUGCCACGGGACGUGUGUGACCCAGGCCAGGCUGCUCCUGGUGAUGCAAUUUGUCAAUUCUUAUUAUUUUUUUUUUUUUUUUCCAUUUUAAUUUUAUUUUUUAAUAAAUGCUGCAUUGAUGAGAGCGAGCUGGCAAUUGAGGACCAGACACGCAGUUCCAACACCAACAAGUCUGUCCGGAGAGACACUUUCGCAUUGUCCAAAUGUAGCAUUGAGCAGUUUAAGUCCUCACAGGAAUGACGGGCUCUUCCCAAGCAAAGCCUUCUGCCUGAUUUGAGUUGUCCCCCUUUCCCCUCUCUCCCUCGUUUUGUUUUUUUUUUGUUUUGUUUUGUAUUUGGGGUUCAAAAGUCCUAUUUUCCGAGUGUUAUUGCACACAGUAUUUCAGCUUCUCUUGGGAAAGGUAGCAGGUCUAACGCCGGGACGGGGACAGUGCACAAGAAGUCCCGCAGUCGUGUGACCAAAGUUCCUGAUGGAGCUGUCCUCGGGCAGCCUUUGCACCGCUUUUGUAUAGCAAUAAAGCCUUAUCAGAAACAUUUCA